Messenger RNA from Adelges cooleyi (spruce gall adelgid), 1698 nucleotides. RefSeq lists its product as uncharacterized. NCBI's taxonomy places the organism in Eukaryota, Metazoa, Arthropoda, Insecta, Hemiptera, Adelgidae. Bases 218 to 892 code for a protein of 224 amino acids. The transcript is spliced from 3 exons. The record is from RefSeq and is a predicted model, not a curated record.
GGCCAACGGUCCGCUCACAGUCGCCUCUUUGACGCCGUGCAGACUAGUAGCCGUCAGAUUCACUCACUCACUCGGUCGGUUGGUCGUUUUGUAUUUUUUUUGUUAUUCACAAAUAAGUCACAACACAUCAAUCGUCGACAAUCCGACGGACGCGGUCGACCCAACGAAAUUCGCUCACAUCAUAUCGUGUUGAAUCCAGUUCGAUUCGAACACAACUAUGUCGUACACGCGGCGGAGGUGGUGCGUCCUCUUCUUGGCGGCACUCGCCGAGGUGGCGAUGCGGUCGGCUCAAGGCGCCACGAUCAAGUUCGACCAGAGCCAGACCGGCGAUUACAACCUGCAGAUACACCUGAAAAACAUAGAGCUGUACGCCGUGUUCGACGAUUCAUCGACAAGCGACGACGACUACAGCGACUUACCGGAUUACUCGGACCUAACCGAGAACACGUCUAAGCCGAUCGCUUCGUCUACUACGAAGGCGCCACCGCCGGCCUCGGCGCCCGUGUCUGCCGUGGUUCCGUCCACUACUACUACGGGAGUGCCGGACCUGUUCGGGCCGUCCAACAGCGAAAAAAUCGUACAGAUGGUCGAAGCGUUAAUCGCCAGCAACGGUAAUACGCCCGACAUGCCCACCGAUCCGUCGGCGGCCAUCGCGACCACCACAACGACGGCCGCGAUCGCCACCAACUCCGCCGCGGCCCCGACGUCUGCGAGCACGGCCAACCGCAAGUGUGGACCCGGAUACUUCAGAGACCCCAUGGGACGGUGUCGACGAAUCCGAAAGCCUCAUUUACCGUUUUUACAAAUGGUGCAUACGCCAGGUGUAAUCAAAUCAUUCCAGCCUCAGCAAAGACAAUCUGACGAUUCUACUGUCACUGAACAGAAAAAUUAAUUCAUUGUACGCGUUAAAUAAAGGAUUUUAGACUAAAAAAGGACACAAUUUUUAUUUAUUAAUUUAUGUUAUUUAUUCCUAUCUUUUUUGUAUACCUUUCGUUUAAUAGACUCAAUAUCGCUAUUUUUAAGUUAAAAUAAAUUAAGAAAAAUGAGGAAUUAUGCAAAGCUAUCGAAUUAUAUUAUUAUUUUUUUUUAAAUACCUGAUGUCUGAAAUACAAUCAUUAUUGUAGUCCUCAGUGGAGCGACAAUUAAUAUUUUAUUUACUUAUUGAUAAAAAAAUUAGGUUUCAAAUAUGCAAUGAUGUUUUUCAAUAAUUAUUCGAUGCCUCCUCUUCCUGACAUCAUUCAAUUAAUUUACCUGUCUAAUAUAAUUAGAAUAAAUAUCUAUAAAUAGAUUAACUGUCUUAAAUUAUUCCGGUUUAUGUAUUUAUAGAAUACAAUAAUAAUAAUAUGUUAUAUUUAAUAUUCUCGACUUGUGUUCGUGGAUAGCUCAUCAAUAUUGUGAAUAUUAUAGGAUUUGUAUUGGAUCAAACUUAAAUUACUUACUUAUUAUGAUUUUAGAGUUUAAAUUACAAAUUGUUUUUGCCAAUUUAUAAUAGUAUACAUUCUAAAUUGUUGCCACUUGUGUACGGUUUAGGUAUCACCUAUUAAAAGUUAAAUUGCUUGUAUUUUAGUUAACAAUAAUAAUGUAGCUGAAUUUGUAAUUAAAAUUUAAUUUCUACUGAUUAGUUAUAAAUAAUUCUUUUUGAAAUUGUUAAAAGAUAAUUCAUUUUAUAUGAUAAUAAAUAAUUAUAUCUAUAUUUUA